AUGUCGUCGCCAGCCCAACCUAGCAAGCCCUGGACCAGUGUGGAUGAGUUGGAGGAGCAAGCUGUUCCCCAUCUCCCAGCCUCUAUAGCCGGAUACUACCUUGGGCACUCGGAGAGGGGGGUGACGGUGCGAGACAACGUGACUGCCUUCACCCGCUGGCGCCUGCUGCCCCGCUGUAUGGUGGAUGUGUCGACCGUGAACACCUCCUGCACCAUACUAGGAUCGAACCUGCUCAUGCCUAUCCUGAUCGCCCCCAUGGCGAUGCAGCGGAUGUGCCACCCGGACGGCGAGCUAGCAGUGGCACGCGCGGCGGCAAGCGUGGGCUCUGGCAUGAUCCUGUCCACGAUGAGCACGGCCCCCCUCGCUGACGUGGCAGAGGAGCUCCCCUCGUCCACGCACGCCCUCAAGUGGUUCCAAGUGUACGUGCUCUCUCGGCGGGAUGUCACAGCCCACAUGGUGAAGGAGGCAGAGGCGGCCGGAUACACCGCCAUUGUUGUGACCGUCGAUGCCCCCAGGCUAGGGAAGCGCGACAUCGACGACAAGCUGCACUUUGACAUCCCGCCCCACCUCAGCCUGGCCAACCUCAAGGCGCUGCAGGAGGAGGCGGGGCGGCCGGCCAGCGGGCACAGCCAGGGCUCCGGCUUCGCGGCCUACUUCACCAGCCUCAUAGACCCCUCCUUAACCUGGGACUGCAUCGCCUGGCUGAAGUCGGUCACUCGCCUACCCAUCCUGGUCAAGGGAGUGCUGGCCCCGGACGAUGCCAGGGCCGCCAUCCGGGCGGGGUCCGAUGGCAUCGUCGUCAGCAACCACGGCGGCCGCCAGCUGGACGGCACGCCCUCGGCGCUGGACGUCCUGCCCCACGUGGCGGCCGCCGUGGCGGGGCGGGUGCCCAUUCUGAUGGACGGCGGGUGCCUCGCGCUGGGGGCCAGCGCCGUGCUGAUUGGGCGGCCCGUGCUGUGGGGCUUGACCCUGGGGGGGGAGGAGGGGGUCCGUGCCGUCCUGAGCACCAUGCGCGCCGAGCUGGAGCUCAGCAUGGCGCUGCUGGGGGCCCUGGGUGCCAACUUCUCAGGGGUGACCAGCGCCAUCCUCUCCUUCUUCCCCGACACCGCGAGGAGCCUGCGCCUGGACACCAUCUACCCCAUCCAGGGUUUCCAGCGCUGGCGAGACGAGGCCGCGGGGUUCGAGCUGGUCUUCCCCAGCGCAUGGAGCGCGGACCUCUCCGUCCGCCGCAGGCUGGCCGAGGACGCCAGCUGGCAGCGACCCAGCCCCGGUCUGCCACCGCUGGGCCUGGCGCCGAGGCCCUCCCGCGGCCCUGUGGUGGCCUUUGGGCCGCGGGGUACUACUGGUGAGGAGAACAUCUCCGUCAUUGUCUCCCGGGUGGGGCCCAGCAGUUCAGACUCUGCGCAGUCGCUCUUUCCAGACGAGGAGGGUGCCCAGGCCUUCCUGGACAGAGUCGUCGCCCGGCCCUCGGCCGGAAUCACCGCCGCCCUACGCAGCCUGCGCACCAGGACGGAUGGCGCUGGGCGCGUGUACACAACCAUGGACUUCCUGGUCUCCUCCCCCAGGUGGCAGCGCGCCAACCUGUCCACAUAUGUCAUGAGUGGCCAGUCCCUGUACACCCUGAACUGCCAGUGCUCGGCCCAGAAUGCCAGCGACCGGGCACGCAUGUUCCAGGUGGUCACUGAUAACUUUGCCGUGGCGCCGCGGGCACCAGGCCAGUGA
Auxenochlorella protothecoides is the source of this 1722-nucleotide messenger RNA. RefSeq names its product Hydroxyacid oxidase. The transcript is spliced from 9 exons. Bases 1 to 1722 code for a protein of 573 amino acids. The record is from RefSeq and is a predicted model, not a curated record. Gene Ontology annotation, molecular function: oxidoreductase activity; FMN binding. NCBI's taxonomy places the organism in Eukaryota, Viridiplantae, Chlorophyta, Trebouxiophyceae, Chlorellales, Chlorellaceae.